AUGGCUUUUAUCAAUGGAAGACAAAUAAUGGAUGUUGUUCUAAUAGCUAAUGAAUCAGUAGAUUCAAGAAACAAACUAAAAAAGGCAGGAAUUAUGUGCAAACUAGACAUUGAGAAGGCAUACGAUCAUGUCAAUUGGAGAUUCUUGCUGAAAAUGUUGGAACUAAUGGGUUUUGGGAAGAAAUGGAUCAAGUGGGUGAGUGUUUUUAUGGAGGGUCUGAACAAUAUGGUCAAAACUGCAAAAACCAAUGGAUGGAUCAAAGGCUUUGAGGUAACAGGAAUUGGAAACAACAACCUGGAGAUUACACAUCUUCAAUAUGCUGAGGACACCCUAAUUAUUUGUGAUGCAAAAGAGGAGCAAUUGAGGUAUUUUAGAAUUAUCCUCAUUUUGUUUGAAGGUAUCUCAGAACUCCACAUCAAUUGGAAAAAGAGCCACCUUUUCCCAAUUAAUGUAGUACCUGAGAUGGAGCAACUGUCACUAAUACUGGGAGGUGCAGUAGGAUCUCUUCCUGCUAUCUAUCUUGGCAUGCCUCUAGGUGCUAAGUCUAAGUCCAGGAGACGUGGAACACAGUCAUUGAAAAAU
This is a messenger RNA of Nicotiana tabacum (common tobacco), 582 nucleotides long. NCBI's taxonomy places the organism in Eukaryota, Viridiplantae, Streptophyta, Magnoliopsida, Solanales, Solanaceae. The record is from RefSeq and is a predicted model, not a curated record.